AGAAAAAACUAUACGAGGAACAUAAACCACAAUGGGACGGAAAACUUAAGAUAAAGAGAAUAAAUAAUACAGAUGCAUAAACAGAGAUCAGACUCAUCUAGACCCAGCUGUGUGUCUAUGAAGAGUGAUGAAUCAAUGGAUGAACCACUUAAAUUCAGUUCAGAAGACUCUUCUGCUAGACAGAGCAUGCAUAAACCGGGAUCCAGCUGUGUGUCAAUGAAGAGUGAUGAAUCAAUGGAUGAACCACUUAAAUUCUGCACAGGAGACUCUUCUGCUAGACUGAGGACAAAACUGGAAGGACCAAAGUCAUCAUCUGUUGAGAUGAAACAGCUGGAUUCUAUUUUUAAGGAGCUUGAACACAAAAUGAUUUCAUUGAUAAAGAAUGAACUGAAGAGGUUCAAAACACUACUGAGCCCAGGUUACCCAGAAUGCUCCAAGAGAGAGGAGGAGGAGGGUCAAAGCAAAGUAAAGGAGGGAGUUCUGAAGAUCACACUGCACAUUCUAAGGGAGAUGAACCAGAAAGACCUCGCUAACACACUGAUGACCAAUCUGAUUUCUCUGUACCAACAAAAACUAAAAUCCAGACUAAAGGAGAAAUUUAAGAGUGUUAAUGAAGGAAUAUCACUUCAAGGAAGCUCAGCACUUGUGAAUGAGAUCUACACAGAGCUCUACAUCACAGAGGGAGGGAAUGCAGGGGUCAAUAAUGAGCAUGAAGUGAGACAGAUUGAGAUGACAUCCUGGAGACCAGACACACGGGACACGGCAAUCAAAUGCAAUGACAUAUUUAAACUCUUACCUGGACAAAACAAACCCAUCCGAACUGUGCUGACUAAAGGAAUUGCUGGAAUUGGAAAAACAGUCUCCGUGCAGAAGUUCAUUCUGGACUGGGCUGAAGGAAAAGUAAAUCAGGAUCUUCACUUUAUAUUUUCAUUUCCUUUUAGAGAGCUGAACUUAAUGAAGGAGAUAAAUCUCAGUUUAAUUGAGCUUCUUGGUCAUUAUGUCACAGAAAUAAAAGAGAUCAACGUGGGAGACUUUACAGACUACAGAAUCAUGUUUAUAUUUGAUGGUCUGGAUGAGUGUCGACUACAUCUAAAUUUUCAAAACCAUCAAAGCUUUUCUGAUGUAAAUGAAUCAGCCUCAGUGGAUGUGCUGCUGACCAACCUCAUCAAGGGGAAUCUGCUUCCAUCCGCUCUCAUCUGGAUCACCUCCAGACCAGCAGCAGCCAAUCAGAUUCCUCUUGAGUGCAUUGACCAGGUCACAGAGGUACAAGGCUUCAAUGACCCUCAGAAGGACGAGUAUUUCAGGAAGAGGAUAAGCGAUCAAAGUCUGGCCAAUAGAAUCAUCACACACAUCAAAUUAUCAAGAAGUCUGUACAUCAUGUGUCACAUCCCAGUCUUCUGCUGGAUAUCAGCCACUGUUCUCCAGAGAAUGUUGAGUGAAGAACAGAGUGAAGCUAAGAUUCCCAAGACUCUUACUCAAAUGUUCACACACUUCCUGAUCUUUCAGAUCAAACUGAAGAGACAGAAAUAUGAUGGGGAAAAUGAAGAUGAUCUUUAUCAGGCUAGAAAGAGUAUUCUGUCACUGGGAAAACUGGCUUUUCAACAGUUGGAGAAAGGAAACUUGAUCUUCUAUGAGGAGGACCUCAGAGAGUCUGGCAUUGAUGUAAAAGAGGCAUCACUGCACUCUGGAGUUUGUACCCAGAUCUUCAGAGAGGAGUUUGGAUUUUACCUGGGGAAGGUGUUCAGCUUUGUUCAUCUGAGUGUCCAGGAAUUUAUUGCAGCUUUAUACAAAUUCUUUUACAUUUUUGAGGAUGAAGGACAAAAAUCAGAAGAUUCUUUUACAGAAUCUCUAAAGAUUGAAGUGGACAAGGCCUUGCAGAGUAAGAAUGGACACUGGGACCUUUUCCUUCGCUUUCUUCUGGGUCUCUCACUGGAGUCCAACCAGAUUCUCAUUCAAGGUCUCCUGAAAAACACAGGAGGCAGAUCUUACAAAAUAAAGAAAGUAGUCAAGUACAUUAAAGACAAGAUCAAGAAGAAUCUGUCUACAGAGAAAUCUAUCAAUCUUUUCUACUGUCUGAAUGAACUGAAUGAUAAUUCUCUAGUGAAGGACGUCCAGUCAUUACUGAGCAGCACAGCAGAUUUCAGUGGGCUUUCUGGAAUCAAACUCUCUUCCUCUCAGUGGUCGGCUCUGGUGUUUGUGUUGCUGAACUCAGAACAGGAGCUAGAUGAAUUUCAACUGAGAAAAUAUGAGCCAUCAGAAGAAUGUCUUCUGAGACUGAUGCCAGUCGUCAAAUCAUCUAGAAAAGUAGACCUCAGUGGCUGUAAUCUCACAGAGAAAAGCUGUCCAGCACUGAUCUCAGUUCUCAGCUCAAACUUAUCAUUUCUGAGAGAACUGAACCUGAGUAACAAUAAGCUGCAGGAUUCAGGAGCGAAGCUGAUCUCUGCUGGAAUGAAGAAUCCACACUGUACUUUGGAGACUUUACAGUUGGAAACAUGCUGGAUUCGAGAUGAAGGUUGUGCUGCUCUAGCUUCAUCUUUGAGAUCAAACCCCUCACACCUGAGAGAACUCAAUCUGAACUAUAAUUAUCCAGGAGAUUCGGGUGUAAAGAUGCUCUCAGAACUACUGAAGGAUCCACAAUGUAAACUGAGGAAACUAGAGCUGUAUCAGUGCAGUAUUAGAGAGAAUGGUUGUGCCGUUUUGGCUUUAGCUUUGAAGUCAAACCCAUCACACCUGAGAGAACUCAAUCUGAGUCGUAAUGAACCAGGGGAAUCAGGAGUCAAACAGCUCUCUGAUCUACUGAAGGAACCACACUGUAGACUACAGAAACUACAGUUGGCGCACUGCACUAUUUCAGAUAAAGGUUUUGCUGAUCUGACUUCAGCUCUAAGAUCAAACCCCUCACACAUGAGAGAACUGAAUCUCAGUGAUAAUGAAUCAGGAGAUUUAGGACUGAAGUUGCUCUGUGAUCUUCUGCAGGAUCCAAACAGUAAACUGGACAAACUACAGAUGGAAAACAGUGGUUUGAGUGAAGACAUUUCUACUGUUUUGGCUUUAGCUUUGACAUCAAACCUCACAAACCUAAGGGAAUUGAAUCUGAGCAGAAAUAAACCAGGAGAAAAAGGAAUGAAGCAGCUCUCUAAUCUACUGAAGGACCCACAAUGUAAACUGGAAAAACUGCAACUAGCAAAGUGCAAUAUUACAUUUAAACAAUUUGCUGUACUGGCCACAGCACUGAUAUCAAACCCCUCACACCUGAGAGAACUCAAUCUGAACUAUAAUCAACUAGAAGAUUCAGGAGUGAAGCUGCUCUCUGAUCUACUGAAGGAUCCACUCUGUAAACUGAGGAAACUAGAGCUGGAAAACUGCACUAUUUCAGAUAAAGGUUGUGCUGCUCUGGCUUCAGCUCUACAAUUAAAUCCCUCACACCUGAGAGAACUCAAUCUAAACUUUAAUGCACUAGGUCCAAGAGCUUCAGGAUUGAAGUUGCUUUCUGGGCUACUAAAGGAUUCACACUGUAAAUUAGAAAAACUAGAAAUGUCUGACUGCAGUAUUUCAGAUAAAGGUUGUGCUGCCCUGGCUUCAGCUCUAAAGUUAAACCCCUCACACCUGAGAGAACUCAAUCUGAAAUAUAAUAAUCCAGGUGAUUCAGGAGUGAAGCUGCUCUCUGAUCUACUGAAGGAUCCACAAUGUAGACUAGAGAAAGUAUAUAUUGGACCUCACCUGCUACAGUCACCUACAUAUUUAACUGGUAAAUCAAAGUGUGUUUAGUCAUGAGCACCAAAAGCUAUUUACUGCCUCAUACUGAACAAACAAGCCCUGAACCAGUGGUGCUUAUCAUGAUGGGUUUUUUUGUAUUUUUCUGUUAAUUUGCUAAAUGUUUCAUAGUCUCUUAAUUAUGUACCAUUUAAAUAGAUUUACUUUCUAUAAAGUAUGUAAUACAAGCCUUUGAAUGAAAUUGCAUGUAUGUCGGGGUCCCCUCCUUUUUAUUUCAGGGUUAAAUUUACUUGCUAUAAAUUCUCUCAUCUUUCUACAUAGAACCUGAUUAUAAUCUUUAAUUUUUUUACUUUCAGUACUAAUAUACAUACGAUUAAAACAUGCACAGUUACUAGUACUUUGAAUACAAAUGUCCUAUUAUAAAUUUAGGAAACUAAGUUAAAGUGACAGUU
Messenger RNA from Triplophysa rosa, 4166 nucleotides. RefSeq names its product NACHT, LRR and PYD domains-containing protein 3-like. Gene Ontology annotation, molecular function: protein binding. Lineage: Eukaryota; Metazoa; Chordata; Actinopteri; Cypriniformes; Nemacheilidae. The transcript is spliced from 15 exons. Bases 73 to 3768 code for a protein of 1231 amino acids. The record is from RefSeq and is a predicted model, not a curated record.